GCGGUCAGGAUUAGGAAGCUAGCUCAGCAGAUCUCCAACUGUAAGCAGUGCAUCGAGAGGUCCUCUGCCCUCAUCACCCAGGCCGACCAGACCCUGAAGGAGACGGACCACGCCCGCUUCCUCCAGACCGCCAAGACGACCGCCUCCUCUCAGGUCCUGAUUCCAGAGAUCAACCUGACGGACACGUUUGACACGUUCGCUCUGGACUUCACCAAGGAGAAAAAGCUGCUGGAGAGCCUGGACUACCUCACAGCGCCAAGUCCUCCGGGCAUCAGAGAAGAGCUCUGCACUGCAUCGUACGACACCAUCACCGUCCACUGGACCUCAGACGACGAGUUCAGUGUGCUUUCCUAUGAACUCCAGUAUGCUAUCUUCACAGGUCAAGCCAACGUUGUCAGCCUCUGUAACUCUGCAGACAGCUGGAUGAUCGUGCCUAACAUCAAGCAGAACCACUACACCGUCCACGGCCUGCAGAGCGGCACCAAGUACAUCUUCAUCGUCAAAGCCAUCAACCAGGCGGGUGCCCGCAGCAGUGAGCCAGGAACACUCAAAACCAACAGCCAACCUUUCAAGCUGGACCCCAAGUCUGCCCACAAGAAGCUGAAGGUCUCCCAUGACAACCUGACGGUGGAGCGUGACGAGACGGCAUCGAAGAAGGGACACGGCCAGGAGCGCUUCACCAGCCAGAAUAGCUACGGAGUCGUCGGCAACGUUUACAUCGACAGCGGACGUCACUACUGGGAGGCCCUGAUUGGAGGAAGCACAUGGUAUGCGGUGGGCAUCGCCUACAAGUCGGCCCCCAAGCACGAGUGGAUCGGCAAGAACUCGGCCUCCUGGGUCCUGUGCCGCUGCAACAACUCGUGGGUGGUGCGUCACAACAGCAAGGAGCUGGCCAUCGAGCCAUCGCCACACCUGCGCCGCGUGGGUGUCCUGCUGGACUACGACGCCGGCUCACUUACCUUCUACGACGCCGUGGGCUCGCAACACCUGCACACGUUCCACGUGUCCUUCACCCAGCCCGUGUGUCCCGUCUUCAACGUGUGGAACAAGUGUCUGACUGUCCUCACGGGCCUGCCCAUCCCCGAACACCUAGAAGGGUUGGAAACCCAGGACUGAGAACUAGAGUUCCACCGGGCCAAACCAGACUAAGUUGGGUUGGGUUGGGUUAGGUUAGGUUAAGCCACUUCCAAGGCACUUUGGGCCACCAUGAACUAGCAAAGGACGUCUUCAUUCUCGAAUCAUCCCAGAACACGUCAUGCUACCACCUCAUUUCAUUUUAGGCACUUUGGACCACCCCUUGGGCGAACGUCAAUCGCACAGACCACCCUUGAUUCAACCACAGACCACUGUUUGGGAUGGGAAACAAGGAAAGAGCUAUGUAGCUGUACAUUUGUGAAUUAUAGCAUUGCCCAACUCCCACCUUCAUGAUUAUGGAACCAAAGUAGCAAUGCAUUUAAAUGUCUUUACCUACUAUUUUCUUGUGCUUAUAUAAUAGAUAUGAAUUAUUUAAGUGUAAGAAAAUAGCCUAGAUACAUUUCAAUAUGUACAUUUUCCCUUGCAUUUACACAUUGUUCAUACAUUAUUUAUGGUCAGUUUACCGGGGAUAGGAGACAUUUACAAAUGUAGGGAAAUUAUUUUGAUGUAAUUUAUCGAUGUUACUUUCUAAUCUAGGAAAAGUAUUGUGGCCUAAUACAUUAAUGUGUAAAUUAUACAUAUUUUGAGACAACAUCAUUACUUUCUUCCUUACAGUACCUUAACCCCCCAAGUGUAAAAGUACCGUUGCACUUUAGACAAGCAGGGAUACACAACAAAUUGUGUCUUCAAUUGUUUUCAUGUUUUGCAAUGGGAUAGGUCCUUUGUAAUUCAGCCAUGCAUGUUUGUGAGACUCUCUCAGGUCUAUUCCAAAUCCUGUUUUCAUCCAUGAAAAUAAUGCAAACUACUUUGUCCUCUCCUGAGUGAAUACUAAAUUCCUAUUGUCCUUAGUAGUUGUCACAAACCUGAACUGAAAAACACUUCCACUUUGUUGUUAGGUACAGUGAGGACAAGUCUAUUACAAUAAUUUCUCUAUUCAGGUCCAGUGGCUGCUGGGAGGUAAAUUCCAAUGACAACAACCAUGCCUCUGGGCAUUUGUCAUUCAUAUGUCAUACAGUGAAGUCAUCAGGAAGCACCACACGUACAAACUCAGGCAUUAUUUCAACAAGGUCGAUGCCACCACUAGCCACAGCUUGACCACUGUAUGACCCAGUGACCAUGAACUCAAACGUUGUAGGAUACAUCUCGCCACUACACACAGGCACUCCAUGAUGUACAUAACAUAUUAUGUUCUCUUUAACUCUGUUUUCUUUCAAAAGAAGGACCAUCUUGAUAUUUUACAGAUCAUCUUGGUUCAGGAUUGGUUCACUCAUUAAUGUGUCUCUUAGGUGUGGUUUGGGGUUAUCUGUUUCCUUGUAUUGGAUGCAGCGAUGAUGUACUCUUUAAUGUUACCACAAAAAUUCAGUUGUAUGUUUGAAUCCUGUGGACAAUAUUUUAGGAAAGAGGAUCGGAAUGCUUGUGUCACUGUACAAAUAUGAAGUAGAAUUUGUCGAUUGUCCAAGGUUCAAUAAAGAGAGAUACAUUUUAACUUGUUUA
Messenger RNA from Coregonus clupeaformis (lake whitefish), 2628 nucleotides. Its product is annotated as E3 ubiquitin-protein ligase Midline-1-like. The transcript is spliced from 6 exons. The record is from RefSeq and is a predicted model, not a curated record. NCBI's taxonomy places the organism in Eukaryota, Metazoa, Chordata, Actinopteri, Salmoniformes, Salmonidae. Gene Ontology annotation, molecular function: protein binding. The annotation marks the transcript as partial.